GUGUUUUGUUGGCAGACUGAAAAAUUCCUGUUUAGCGUCAUCCAGUUGUCAAAACCGGACAUCAUCAUACCGCAACUUGAACAAUUUUACCGACAUUUUGUGAAAUUUCGGCGGUAGGGAACUUCGCAGCGGUGUGUGACGAUGGCCGGAGAGAUUUCUAUGAUUGGUUCUGUCAUCCUGGCCCUGUUUCUGGCCGGUUAUCUGGGUCAGCAGUACCUGCCGCCGCCCAAACCCAGAGUUAUCGGCCUGGACUUGGGCACCACCUUCUGCUCCGUCGGCGUUUUCCACCCGGGCAGCGGGGAGGUGGAGGUGAUAGCAGACGAAGAGGGGAGGAAGAGCAUCCCCAGCGCCGUCUCCUUCACCACCACCGCGGUGCUGUCCGGGCAUGAAGCCGUGGAUCUGGCCGACAGCAACCCCCAAAACACCGUGUACGAUGCCAAGAGGUUCAUUGGGAAGAUAUUUGAGCCAAAUGUUCUGGAGCAGGAGAGUGCUAGAUACCCGUUUAAGGUGAUAAACAACAACGGAAGUGCAGAGUUUGUCAUCUCCACCAACCAUACCUUCACUGUUAGUCCGGAGUUCAUCGGCUCCAGGCUGCUGCUGAAGAUGAGGAAGAUGGCAGAGCGACAGCUGGGUGUACCCAUCCAGAAGGCCGUCAUCUCGGUGCCCGCUGAAUUUGAUGAGAGACAGAGGAACUACACUGUCAGGGCUGCCAACCUCGCUGGCUUGGAGAUCCUGCGUGUGAUCAACGAGCCCACGGCUGCAGCCAUGGCCUACGGGCUGCACAAGGUGGACGUGUUUAAUGUGCUGGUGGUGGAUCUCGGUGGAGGGACCUUGGAUGUGUCUCUGCUCAACAAACAGGGAGGCAUGUUCCUCACCAGGGCAAUGGCAGGAAAUAACAAACUGGGAGGUCAAGACUUCAGUCAGAGGCUCCUGCAGUACACCACAGAGCGAGUUCGUCAGGAGUUCGGUGUCCCACCUGCCCUCAAGGAGGACAUCCACCGUCUCCGACAAGCUGUAGAAGCCGCUAAGCUCAACCUCACCCUCCAACCCAGCGCCACAAUCAGGGUCCCGCUGCACCUUCACACCCAUGACGGCUCCGAGUCCCCCGAAGGCUCCGCUCCCUCCCUGGUUCUCUUCCAUGCUGAAAUCACUCGCGAGCUCUUUGAGGAGCUCAACAAGGACCUUUUCCAGAAGAUUCUGGCCCCUGUUGAAACUGUGUUAGCCGAAGGCCACCUGGAGAAAGAGGAUGUGGAUGAGAUCGUCCUGGUCGGAGGGUCCACCAGGAUACCACGCAUCAGGAAGAUUAUUAGCGAGUACUUUGGGAAGGAGCCCAACACGUCAGUAGACCCCGACCUGGCUGUGGUUACAGGCGUGGCCAUUCAGGCUGGCAUCAUGGGAGGCUCGUGGCCUUUACAAGUGAGCGCCAUAGAAAUACCCAACAGACACCUGCGCAAGACGAACUUCAGCUAAUCUCUAAUCAGGAGUAUUUAUGAGGAUGGAAUGAACGCUACAGAGGCUUGCCACUGAUUCCUAACUGUUUGAUGCUUCUCUGAUGUGCUUUAUUUAACAUCUGUUGCUGGGAGAAACAUGCACAACACAAAUCUCUGGUUGACUUGCUGGUUGUUCAGAUCAUCUAAUGCUUCCUCUUUGACUGUGAAAGGAAGCGGUGACCAAAAAAAAUAGUUGACCACACAUUGAAACAUUCCUCUGACAACGACAGAGAACAUCUGCAGAAGUCGUCAGUCCUGUUUUAAAUGUUUAAAGUGACAGCUGCUUUUGUUGCGCACUGAGUUCCAGCAGAACUAACGCAGUAACACAGUGACUACAUGUGGCCGAGGAGCCUCUCCGUCAUGCAUCUGCUGCUUCAGCGAUGAUGCUUAGUUGAUACUUCAAUGUUGUUUGAUUCAGGGAACAACCACUCGUUUAAAAGACUUCAAAACUGGCCAGUACAUCUUCAGCUAUUUAUUUAUUUAUUUAUUCCUGUUACCUGAAUGAGUACCCCUGCGCGUGUGGAUGUGUGUGUGUGCAGGUGUUUUGCAGGCCUAUAAACUUUCCAUUGCAGUGUGCUUGUGCCUUUUCAAAAGCUGCUAUAUUGUUGUAAAGUGAACUGCUGCACAGUAGUGGUUCCAUCAGAGGCCUUUGUGGAGCUCUUUGUGACUCUUUUUGUGUCCACUGGGACAGAGAGACACCUCAGUUUAAAUAUGUAGAUGUACGCAAUUAAUUUAAAACAGCUUCACUGCAAUAGAGACUCAUAUCCUCAUGAAUGAAGUGUUCAGUUGAGGUGCAGAGUCCCCAGUCAACAGAUGAAGAUGCAUGCUGGAGAGAGCCUUAAUGUUCACACAGUACUGUAAUUCUUUCACCUUUAGCAUCAUGAGUAAAAUACGGAUUCAAGUAUUUGCUUCUUAGAGAAAUGCUUUGACAAUUUGUUGGCCAAACUAUUUUUUUUGUGCAACAAUUGAUGCUUCAUUUGAAUAGCAAUGGCUUACAAAUGUUAAAUAUUUGUCCUGCGUUUCAGAGUUUUGUAGUUCAGCCUGCUUUUGCUGCUGUAGGGAGUUACAGUCAACUCAGUCCAACAGAAGGACCAAAGCAUUGCUUACCAGUGCCUUGUGUGUUUGAUACCGAGAAAUGUGUUACUGUCACAUCAAGGGUGUUUAAUAGACCCGAUUAGUAUUUGUGGACAUCAGAGAGGGUAUCUUGUGUGAAGAAGUUCGUUUCACCUGCUUUCAUUGUUUUAGUUGGCUCAGUGUUGCACAUCUAAUCUGGAAGUUAAUUUCCAUUUCUGUUCCAAAGUUCUACGUCUUUGGAAGAUUCAGAACUGUAUCUUUGAUGGUUCAGUGACACACACACACAUUCCUUUAAAAAGCAUCACAGACAAUUGUUUUUUUUUUUAUUUUUGCCAAAUGUUGUUUCAUGAAUAGGCAUAUUUACACCUAUUGUUGUACUUAACAUGUUGAAACUGCAAUCUUGAUACAAUACAGCAUUUAAUAAAGAUACCGUGAACACUGA
Amphiprion ocellaris (clown anemonefish) is the source of this 3006-nucleotide messenger RNA. It is a transcript of the gene hspa13, whose product is annotated as heat shock protein 70 family, member 13. Gene Ontology annotation, biological process: protein refolding; vesicle-mediated transport; cellular response to unfolded protein. NCBI's taxonomy places the organism in Eukaryota, Metazoa, Chordata, Actinopteri, Pomacentridae. The record is from RefSeq and is a predicted model, not a curated record. The coding region runs from base 142 to 1470 and encodes 442 amino acids. Gene Ontology annotation, cellular component: cytoplasm; cytosol; plasma membrane. Gene Ontology annotation, molecular function: ATP hydrolysis activity; misfolded protein binding; ATP binding. The transcript is spliced from 5 exons.